Messenger RNA from Tripterygium wilfordii, 1717 nucleotides. Its product is annotated as protein SHI RELATED SEQUENCE 1-like. Gene Ontology annotation, molecular function: DNA-binding transcription factor activity; DNA binding. Lineage: Eukaryota; Viridiplantae; Streptophyta; Magnoliopsida; Celastrales; Celastraceae. Gene Ontology annotation, biological process: positive regulation of DNA-templated transcription. Gene Ontology annotation, cellular component: nucleus. Bases 463 to 1530 code for a protein of 355 amino acids. The transcript is spliced from 2 exons. The record is from RefSeq and is a predicted model, not a curated record.
CCAGAGAUAGAUUUUCUUUGGGAGCUCCUUUUUCUUCUCUCUUCUCUCUCCCACUCUCUUACUGUCUGGAUCUUCUUCACAAAGUCACAACAGAAGAAAUGAAGAACCAGCGAGUAAUUGAUGAGAGAGAAAGUAGUUUUCUUUUAUUAGUAGGUUUGUCUUAAAUGAGGUUUGGCUAGCAGAGUCCAUGGCGGCGUUGCAGAGGCUCUAAUUCCGUGCCAUUAUUGCAGGGAUUGAUUGGAAAAUCCAAGUCAAGCAAACCCAUUUUUUUUCUUUUAAACCUUAAAAGCUGUCAAGAAAGUGAGAAACCCCUCAACACCAACAGUACUACUAGUCUCACUUCUAGAGAGAGAGAGAAGAAGAAAACCCCAGUAAUCAAGAUCGAAUUUUGGGUAUUGGGUCUGUCUCUGCUAUGGAUUUUUGGUCUAAAUUGAGGUGGGUUUCAGUUAGUGGGAGGGAAGAAUGGCAGGGCUGUUUUAUUUGAGUGGUGUAGGGGGAGGAGGGACUAGCAGGGGAGGAGAAGAAAAAGUUCAAGAGAAUAAUAAUAAUAAUAGUAAUAAUAAUAAUCAUAGUAAUCAUAAUAUUCAUAAUAACCACUUGUAUUUGUACAGGAACGAAGAGAUCUACAACAAGGGGUUUGAGAUAUGGCCAGAAUAUUAUCAUCAUCAGCAGCAACAACAACAACAACACAUGAGCAACUACUCAACGUUUGGUGUGGGUCCUAGUAGCAAUAGAAGAACUGGAACAACCACCUUAAACUUCUCUUCUUCUGAUGAGUCGUCAAGAUCAGCAGGAUUCAUGAUGAGGGGAUUUGGUGGUGACGGCGGCAGCGGUGGCGGUGGAGGUAUAAAUUGUCAAGACUGUGGAAACCAAGCAAAGAAAGAUUGUGCACAUAUGAGAUGUAGAACUUGUUGUAAGAGCCGAGGGUUUCAGUGCCAAACACACGUGAAAAGCACUUGGGUCCCUGCGGCUAAAAGGCGUGAACGCCAACAACAACAACAACAAAUCUCUUCAUCUUUGCAACAACAAACACAACAAGAUCAAGAACAACAACUAGAGUUUAGAGGUCACGAGAACCCCAAAAGGCAGAGAGAAAACAUCAUCAAUCAAGCUGGUGCUUCCUCCUCUCUUGCUUGCACUACUCGUUCAGGGUUGGAACUGGCUAGUCAAUUCCCGUCGGAAGUCAAUUCACCGGCAGUUUUUCGGUGCAUGAGAGUCAGCGCAAUGGAAGAUGCGGAUGAGCAGUUUGCGUAUCAAACGGCUGUGAACAUUGGAGGGCAUGUGUUUAGGGGAAUUCUAUACGAUCAAGGUCCGGAUGCCCGCUAUGGUGGUGGUAGUGGUGGUGGAGAGAGCUCAUCCGGCGGUAGUGGAGCUCAUCAUCAUCAACAACAGCUCAAUUUGAUCACCACCACCACCACAGCGGCAACAACCACCGCGACCAGCAACCAAUUGCUUGACCCUUCUAUGUACCCAGCUCCACUAAAUGCUUUCAUUGCUGGUACGCAAUUCUUCCCACCUCCAAGGCCUUAAAUUAAUCAAGGUCCUCCUCGAGAGAGAGAUUAAUUGUUUUUAGCGAUCGAAACCUCAUUUUGUGACUUGUUAGCUUAAUUUAUGUGGGGGAGUAGUAAGUAUGUUGGAUCCAUGUUUGAUUUUGUUGGAAUUUAAUUCCAGAUUUUCAUGGUUGAUUGUUAUUUAAUUUUGAUAUCUUAUCCAAUUA